CGGGCGAGGGGCCAGGGGCGGGACUCUCAGGACUGGGAGGCCCGCGAGGGCCGGGGGACGGGCGGUCCAGGCUAAGCCCCGGCGCCCCGACCACGCGCCCGCCAUGCCCGAGCAGCUCAGCGUCGCAGAGUUCCUGGCCGUCACUGCAGAGGACCUCAGCUCCCCGGCCGGGGCUGCCGCCUUCGCCGCCAAGAUGCCCCGGUGCCGCGGGGCAGCACUGGCGCGGGAGGAGAUGCUGGAAGGAGACCAGGCCAUCCUACAGAGAAUAAAGAAGGCUGUGCGGGCGAUCCAUAGCUCCGGCCUCGGGCACGUGGAGAACGAGGAGCAGUACCGAGAGGCCGUGGAGUCCUUGGGCAACAGCCACCUGUCUCAAAACAGUCACGAGCUGUCCACCGGCUUCCUGAACUUGGCCGUGUUCACCCGUGAGGUGGCCGCGCUCUUCAAGAACCUGGUUCAGAACCUGAACAACAUUGUCUCUUUCCCCCUGGACAGUCUGUUGAAGGGGCAGCUGAGGGACGGGCGACAGGAUUCCAAAAAGCAACUGGAGAAGGCAUGGAAGGACUACGAAGCCAAAAUGGCCAGGAUGGAGAAGGAGAGGGACCGGGCCAGGGUGACAGGAGGGAGUGCCGGGGAGGUGGCGCAGGACACCCAGAGAGAGCGACGCGUCUUCCAGCUGCACAUGUGUGAGUAUCUGCUGAAAGCCGGGGAGAGCCAGAUGAAGCAAGGUCCUGAUUUCCUGCAGAGCCUCAUCAAGUUCUUCCACGCCCAGCACAACUUUUUCCAAGAUGGCUGGAAGGCUGCUCAGAGCCUGUCCCCCUUCAUUGAGAAGCUGGCAGCCUCAGUACACGCACUGCAUCAAGCCCAGGAGGAGGAGCUACAGAAGCUGACCCAGCUCCGGGACUCCCUUCGAGGGACGCUGCAGCUUGAGAGCAGAGAAGAGACUCUGAGCCGGAAGAACUCAGGAGGUGGCUACAGCAUCCACCAGCACCAAGGCAACAAGCAGUUUGGGACAGAGAAGGUGGGCUUUCUGUACAAGAAAAGUGAUGGAAUUCGAAGAGUCUGGCAGAAAAGGAAGUGUGGAGUCAAGUAUGGCUGCCUGACCAUCUCACACAGCACGAUAAACCGGCCACCAGUGAAGCUGACCUUGCUGACGUGCCAAGUGAGGCCAAACCCUGAGGAGAAAAAGUGCUUUGACCUGGUGACCCACAACAGGACAUACCACUUCCAGGCGGAGGACGAACAUGAGUGUGAGGCGUGGGUGUCAGUGCUGCAGAACAGCAAGGACGAAGCCUUGAGUAGUGCCUUUCUGGGGGAGCCCAGCGGCGGCCCGGGGCCCUGGGGGGGCGCCGGGCUGGACGGGGAGCCCCAGGACCUCACCAAGCUGCUCAUCGCCGAGGUCAAGAGCAGGCCCGGGAAUGGCCAGUGCUGCGACUGCGGGGCUGCAGACCCCACUUGGCUCAGCACCAACCUGGGCGUGCUCACCUGCAUCCAGUGCUCCGGCGUUCACCGCGAGCUGGGCGUGCGCUUCUCACGCAUGCAGUCCCUCACCUUGGACCUGCUGGGCCCCUCCGAGCUGUUGCUGGCCUUGAACAUCGGAAACACUCGCUUCAAUGAGGUCAUGGAGGCCCAGCUGCCCUCGCACGGCGGCCCUAAACCCUCAACUGAGAGUGACAUGAGCACCCGCAGGGACUAUAUCGUGGCCAAGUAUGUGGAACACAGGUUUGCCCGGCGGUCCACCCCCGAGCCUCAGAGACUCUGGACGGCCAUUUGCAACCGGGACCUCCUGUCAGUACUGGAGGCCUUCGCUAAUGGGCAGGACUUUGGACAGCCACUGCCGGGGCCUGAGGGGCAGGCACCUGGAGAGCUCGCCCUGCACUUGGCUGUCAGAGUCACCAACCAGGCCUCCCUGCCCCUGGUGGAUUUCAUCAUCCAAAACGGUGGUCACCUGGAUGCCAAGGCUGCUGACGGGAACAGCGCCCUGCACUGCGCUGCUCUCUACAACCAACCCGACUGCCUCAAGCUGCUGCUGAAAGGGAGAGCCUCACUUGGCACAGUGAACGAGGCAGGAGAGACAGCUCUGGACAUAGCCAGGAAGAAGCAGCACAAAGAGUGUGAGGACCUGCUGGAGCAGGCCCAUGCCGGGACCCUCGCCUUCCCCCUGCACCUGGACUACCCCUGGGGGAUCUCCACAGAGCCUGGCUCUGACAGUGAGGAGGAUGAGGAAGAGAAGCAGCGCUGCCCGCUGAAGCCGCCAGCCCAGGUCCGCUGGGCCAGCGGGAGGCUGGACAUCAGCAACAAGACCUACGAGACCAUCGCCAGCCUGGGACCAGCUGCCCCUAAGAUCCAGAGUGAGGAUUGCCCCCCACCUUUGCCGGUCAAAAACCCUUCUCGGACCAUGGCCCAAGGGCGUGCGGGACAUGCCAGUGGAGAUCGUUCCGAAGUUCCCAGCCUGAGCUCGGAGUCUGCUGGGGUCCCUGAGAACCUGAGCAGUCCAGCCUCCUCCUCCUGCAGCCUCACAAGCCCCGUGGAACCUGGGGGUCCCAACCAAACCCUACCCAGCUCUGAAGAGGGCCUCUGGGAGCCCCCGGGCCCCUCCCGACCCAGCCUGACAUCUGGAACCACCCCUUCAGAGAUGUAUCCCCCUGUCAGGUUCAGCUCUGAGAGCACUCGCUCCUAUCGGCGGGGGGGCCGGAGCCUGGAGGACUGUCCUUCAGCCCGGCAGCCUCUACCCAGAAGGAACAUGCCGGUAAGACUCCGGGACUGUGGUUUGAAGGGCGGUGAAAGGGUACGUGGGAGGCAGAGCUGGUCAAGAGUAAGUGUAUUAGGGCGGCAGACCUCUGUCCAGGACUGGGGGCAGCCAUCAUUUGCCCAGUCCCUGUCCUGUUGCUCCUCCUUCCCCAGUCCAGGAUGGGUGCAGCUGGGGAGAGCCCAGGCCUUGAGAGGCGGCAGAGAUGACAAGGCCCAAGCUCUGACUGUUCCCCAAAGGAGGGUGAGCAAAGCUGUGUCAGCCAGGCUGGUCGCUCAGAGAAGGAAGCACUCCCUGCAGACGAGGAAGGAUUAGGGUGGCCGUGUACCAGCCAUUGGUUUGCACAACUCUCCUCUUAUACAGGAGUCUCCUGGAAUCCACUGAAACUUCCAGGCAUAGAGGGAUGUGACAGGGACAAGGCAAGAGCUGUCAUCCUUAAUCCAGCUUCUCCCUGCUGAAUCAGUCUCGCACAAUCAUACAUAUUUAGAUGAGGAGCCUGGGAGUGGGCAUAGGACAGAGGCAGUUGUGCCGAGAAGGAAGCCAUCUCUGCUCCUGGUUCCCCUGGGGAUUUGUCGGGGUUGGCAUUGGUUGUCUGUGUUGAGAGUAGGGGAUGGAAGGAGCUGGGUCUCUCUAGGGAAUCAUCAUCCUCAAGUCUAUCAGAGUCAGGUACCAGACACAAAUGUGUGUCUACAACCAGGUGUCCAUCACCCAGCAUUUAGUUGAUGCCUGUUGUUGAGACGUGUGUGAUAAUAAGAGCCUGGCCUUUGAAGCGUGGAGGUCUUGGAAAAGUGGCUUCUUCAAGCUUCAGCAUGAAGCUUCUUCAAGCUUCAGCUUCAUCUGUAAAAUAGGGAUAAUUUCAUGUUCCCACAAUAGGACCUUUUGAAACUGAGUGAGAUAAACAGCUGGUGUGUAACAGGUGCUUAAGAAAUGUCAAUUUUCAUCCUUCUCUUCCCAGGUUGGCUUCACUGAAGGAGACGGUUCAAGGACUGGGGUUCUCCCAGCAAGUUCUGUGCAGCUUUUGCAAGACUAGCUCCUUACUAGCCCUUGCACGCCUGAACCACCCCCAUGCUGGAUGCCAGCAUUCAGAGCUAGGACUUGAGCCUACAAGACUGGGAGCUGAGGUGUUUAUGCCCUGGGGUCUUGCUGUCUCUGUCCCUUGUGCCUCUGUGGCUGGCCUUCCUCCCUGACAUGGGCCCACGCCCCUGCCAAGGACACUGGGCCCCUCCAUGUUAGGGCUGAUGGUGGUUUGUCUCCAUCUCAUACCUGCCAGGGACCAGGGAGCCCUAUGGCUGGACCCAAGUGCUCCUGACCCAGCUCCAACUGCAGAACCUCCAGUCCCUCAUCAGACCAGAACUGUGUUUCUUCCAUCAGUCUGGGGGCUCUAACCUGCCUUCAUUAUUCUGCAGGCCAGGGAUUCUGCCAGACUAGGGACUGUCUUCUCAGCCAUUCACUAGCCUGGUAUUCUUUGACUGAGUUCUGGCUCUGUCCAUUCCUGUGCUAGGCACUGCAGAUGUCACAGGAAUAAGACAAAGGUCCUAAAGAUGUGGUCCCUUUCUGGGCAGCCGGUCCCACGAAUUAGGCUUGGAAAUGGACAGGGCAGGAUUCCAGAGGAUGGUCCUGGGCCUAGGGGCAGACUGACAAUCAGCUGGCUUGCACCUGAAUAGCACUGCAGUUGUCUACAGCCUGUAUCCAUUCUGGUUUCUCAGUGCCCAUGCUGUACUGGCUGUUAAAUAAAUAUUCUGAAUAUCACUCCUUUUGAGGGACAGCACAGCCUUGCUGGGGACCUCUGUUAUAAUAGAUUCCCAGCCAGGAAGUAGAGGAGGGUUCACCCCAUUUGCUUACUCUCCUUGAUUUAGCAAGAAUGAAAGGAAUAGUCUGGAAUGAUUAUCCUCACUUCUUUCCUCUUUCUCAGUCAACUCAGGAACCUUCCAGUCUCGGGGCAGGAAAGGGCCAAGAAAGGAGAAAGGAGAGUGAUAGAAAUGGAGGGUGGAGACUUAAAGGUUCUACUUCCCAGCGCCAGAAAUUCCACCGUCGCUUUCAGGCCCAUAUUGGAAAACAGAUACACCUAAGCCACCAUCAGUCUCUAAGAGGUCAGCUUUAUAGGCCCUGGGCGCUGGGAUGGACCAGGACAAACAGGGGAGGCCAGAGGAUGCCAAUGGCCAAUGCAGCAGCCUGGUCCGGGAGGCUGCGCUGUUUACCCUGGAGACCUGACAGGUCUGUGAUCCCACAGGAGCGAGGUUGUCUUCAGAGCCCCCAGUGUCUUGUUAUUUCACUCAUCUCUAAUAAAAGAUUUUUCAG
This is a messenger RNA of Globicephala melas (long-finned pilot whale), 5044 nucleotides long. It is a transcript of the gene ASAP3, whose product is annotated as ArfGAP with SH3 domain, ankyrin repeat and PH domain 3. Lineage: Eukaryota; Metazoa; Chordata; Mammalia; Artiodactyla; Delphinidae. Gene Ontology annotation, molecular function: GTPase activator activity; protein binding. The record is from RefSeq and is a predicted model, not a curated record. Gene Ontology annotation, biological process: cell migration; regulation of stress fiber assembly; positive regulation of GTPase activity. Gene Ontology annotation, cellular component: intracellular membrane-bounded organelle; cytoplasm; ruffle.